AUGGCACAGCAUGUUCCAAGAUAUGCACCAUAUUCCACUCAGGAGAGCAUAUCCGACUGUGAUGUCCACUGAACAAUCUCGGUGACAUUCACCCCUCCUCUGUACGGGGCCUUACACACUCUUAUCGUCGUUGCUCGUAUGGUAGCCCUCUCGAGGCCAAUUGCAAGUAGAAGGCACGAUCCUAUCCAGCAGAUGACGAUGACGCCUACUCCUUCUUCUUCUACGUUCUCAGGAGUUUGGCACGAUCCAGCCCAGCAGAUGACGAGAACGCCUUCUUCUUCUACGUUCUCAGGAGUUCGUACCUAGAGGUAGUAAAGACCUUUUGGAUGGCUUCAAUCACACCUUAAACGAAGACCGUCGACUAGCCCUCCAUGUACCAAGUACGAACCCAAGCAAACUCCUCGUUUGCUCGAUGCCAGACCGUGAGCCCGACCCGACCUGACCCAGAGCGAUGUGAUGCUUCGAGCGGAAGGACAGGGUCUGCACAGAGUACUGUGGGAGGGUUUGCGGUUCCAUCGCACGGCCGUCGCCCAAGUCUUCGCCUUUCUUCUACAAGCAAUACGUACCGAACCGCCACCGGAGGCCUGGCAUGAUGAAGCUGAAAAGCUUGGUCUUUGGAAAGUCGAAUACGAUGACAUUCUUGCAAAAAUUCCACUCACAGACCGCAAGCGCAAUGGUCCCCUGACUGCUCCCUACCCGCCCCAGUGUUGGGAGGAUUUCAAUUGGUCUUCUCCUUGGGCCCUGUCGCCUAUUCCAAAUGUUUAUCGUACUGGUAGGAAUAUCUCCGCGGCAGAGAUUGUACAAAGGAGGCAAGACGAAACAACGAAACCUCAUAUAGGGAGCCAGCCAUUUUGCUCUCAACAGUGCCUGCUUGGCUUAGCACUCGGGAAAGACGUAGAUAGGAGUUGCCCUAACGCUGGAUGCCACGGACAGAAGCACAUUGACCGGCUUGAGUUUCUACACCUUAUAAGAGAGCAACUUGCUGUAGACCGCGGUCGCGACGCUGAUUGCAUGCCGUUGCACCGGUCUAGAUUUCGUGGCUCGCUCUUCAAGCUACGGCUAUCAUCACACGGCUAUACACUCGUCGCCAAGGGGAUGGAGGGUCUCGACCUAGCCCGUCUGCAACAUGAGAAAGAAAUCUAUGACCGCCUCCUCGCAAUCCAGGGCGAGUAUGUUCCUGUAUGUCUUGGUAGUAUCGACCUCAUUCUCCCAUAUUACUAUGACUGUGGCGUCUACAAGCAUUUCUUGUUUCUUGCCUGGGCUGGGCGGCCUAUCUUCGAAUAUAAAAACCAAAUCAACAGCCUCGACCUGCCGGAUGCAGUCACAAGGAUUUUCAAGGCGAUACACACAUUGAAGGUUCUCCAUCGCGAUGCGGAGCCGCGCAACAUACUAUAUGAUGAACAUGGCGGUACUCUCAUGGUUGUCGACUUCCAGCGUUCAGUAUAUUGGAAACAUCAAGCUCAAGCAUCUGUUAGCGGAAAAGAUCGCCAAGCCAGAAAGAAACAUAGGGAGCUGCAGAAGCAACACAAAUUAGACAUGGAUAGAGAAGCAGAAAUGGCGAAGCAAGGGAUAAUAAGCAGACCAACCCAUCAGUCACGGGAGAUAUCAGAGGCCAACUUUGCAGCUGAGCUUAAAUGGGUCGUGCAUGAGGUCUCGAACUACGUCUCAAACUUAAAGGCCUAAUAUCUGGUAUGCCAAACAAAGCGAAUGCCUGGAUGUAUGCAAGCUGCUAGAAUUACCAAACUACUAGAGAUAAUAGAGAUAAUAGAGUUACCAGGACGACUUUAUAGGUACAUGUAUAACACGACAGCCGUUGGGAAACCGCCCAGAGGGUUAUGGCCGGGGCCAGAGACGCACGGAGACGGAUCAUAGGCAGGAUAAUCGCCAUAAUGUCCCACUUGGAUGUCCGACCUUCGCCAAGUCCCCUCGUGGUGCGUCGCCGUUGG
This is a messenger RNA of Trichoderma harzianum CBS 226.95, 1946 nucleotides long. RefSeq lists its product as hypothetical. Bases 457 to 1683 code for a protein of 408 amino acids. The record is from RefSeq and is a predicted model, not a curated record. The transcript has a single exon. NCBI's taxonomy places the organism in Eukaryota, Fungi, Ascomycota, Sordariomycetes, Hypocreales, Hypocreaceae.